CCAGACAGCCAUACCAGGCCCAGUGGGGGCGAGGAACAUGAGGUUUCCGGGGCCAAUGAGGAGCCCGAUGUUUCAGGGGACAUUACCACACAGCAACGGAAUGCCGGGCCCUGUGGCGCUGCGGGGCCCCAUGAUUCCAGGUCCAGCAGGGAGGGCCAUGCCGGUGAGGGGGCCAAUGUUCCUUGGACAAGUCCCCCCUCGGAAUCCAGGAAUGUCAAUCCCCCCGCGGAACUCGAUGACAAUGGGACCCAUGAGGAACGGCAUCCAGAACCUGGGGAGGGGCCCGGCCAGGAUCUCGGCUCCUUUAAGAAACCCGUCGCUCCUGGCAGGCCCGGUGGGCGUGAAAAGACCCUGGAACCCGGAAAUCAACCAGCACCCCCAGCGCGGCCUCCUGUCCCCGCCCCAGAUUGGGAAGCGGCCCCGGAUGGCGCCCCCGGGCUUCCCUCUGAUGCCUACAGAGCCGCGCCUGCCAUUCCCUAUGAGGAGCCUCCCUGGUCCGGGCGGCCCCAGGCCCUUUACAGCCUGGAGGUGCUGAAGGGAGGCGCCAUCUUGUCCACCAAGAAUCUGAGCCGAGCCAGCUGGACUAUUUUCGGGCGACUCCCCGCGUGCCACGUUUCCCUGGAGCACCCCUCCGUGUCCCGCUUCCACGCCGUGCUGCAGUACCGCUCCGCCACCGGCUCCGAGCCCAACCAGGAGCGUGGAUUUUACGUCUAUGAUUUGGGAAGUACACACGGCACCUUCGUCAAUAAGCAGAGGAUUCCACCUAAAACCUACUCCCGGAUCCGGGUGGGACAUGUGAUGAAGUUUGGGGGCAGCACGCGCUUAUUUAUACUGCAGGGUCCAGAAGAGGACCAGGAGGAGGAGUCUGAGCUGACGGUGACACAGAUUAAAGAAGCACGCCUACACAGAGAGAUUCUUCAGAAGAAGAUGCUGGGAGAGGACUCUGAUGAGGACGAGCCCUCCGAGAAAGACAAGAAAGAACAGACUGGCACGGGAGAAGAGUCUGGCUGUAUGUGGGGGAUGGGUGAUGAUGCCAUCGAAGAGGAGAAUGAGGAGAAUCCCAUCGCCAUGGAAUUUCAGGAAGAACGUGAAGCUUUGUACCUCAAGAAUCCGAAGAAAGCUCUGCAAGGCUUCUUUGACCGAGAAGGGGAAGAACUGGAAUUUGAAUAUGAUGAACACGGCCCGGGGUCUUGGGUCUGCAGAGUAAAGUUACCAGCAGACGAUUCUGCUGGGAAGCAGCUGGUAGCGGAGAUCACCCAUUCUGGUAGGAAGAAGGACGCAGCCAAUCUCUGCUCUCUGGAGGCGUGCCGCAUGCUGGAAAUGAGAGGCUUACUCCGCCAGGAAGCUGUUUCACGGAAAAGAAAAUCCAAGAAGUGGGAGGACGAGGACUUCUAUGACAGCGAUGACGACACUUUCCUCGACCGCACGGGGGUAGUAGAGAAAAAGCGCCUGAACCGCAUGAAGAAGGCCGGCAAGAUUGAGGAAAAACCAGACACCCUGGAGUCCCUGACUGUUAAACUGGAGCUUGUGGAAAAGGAAAUGUUGGAGGUAGCAGCGAAGCUGAGAACAUCUCAGACAGAUAUGCCCCAGCCUUCCACGCAGGACUCUCUGGAUGCCUUCAUGACAGAGAUAAAGGCUGAGAGCUCUCUGGACAGCGUGUCCCGGAAAAAGCUUCACCUGCAAUCACUGGAGCUGAAGAAGGAGCAGCAGAGACUGAAGAGUCUGAUCAAGAUUGUCCAGCCCACCAAACUCCCCGAGCUGAAGACCAAUCCAGCGGCAGAAGACCCCAAGGCAAAGAAGCUGACCUUACCCUUGUUUGGGGCUAUGAAAGGAGGAAGCAAGUUCAAGCUCAAGACUGGCACCGUUGGGAAACCUCCACCAAAACGGACGGAUAUCCCGCCUAGCCUCCUUACCAUGAAAGACACAGAUGAGCCCGAAGAGGAGGAGGAUGAAGAUGAACAAAUGAAAGUAGAGAGUCCUGGUGAAGGCCACUCGGAAGACAGGCUGACAGUAGCUGAUGCGGCUGAGCACAGCAUGAAGACCAAUCCUGUUCCAGAAACUCGGGCUGCGAGAAGAGCAGAAGAGGUGCAGAGGGCGAGUCCCGAGAAGCAGCAGGAACCCCCAGAGCGCAGCACUAACACCCGCUCCCUGAAUGGCCCAAAAAAGCCAGCAGUCCCAGCUGAUGGAAUCCCCAAACCGGCUGCAGAAAGACAGAAGAAAAUGUACGGUCCCAGCAAGCCUCCACAAGGUGUUCUCGGCUCUCAGUACCCAGAAGAUGACCCUGAUUACUGUGUGUGGACACCUCCUACAGGACAAUCCGGCGAUGGAAAGACCCAUUUAAAUGAAAAAUACGGCUACUGA
This is a messenger RNA of Nanorana parkeri, 2361 nucleotides long. RefSeq names its product solute carrier family 4 member 1 adaptor protein (gene SLC4A1AP). The record is from RefSeq and is a predicted model, not a curated record. The annotation marks the transcript as partial. Lineage: Eukaryota; Metazoa; Chordata; Amphibia; Anura; Dicroglossidae. The transcript is spliced from 14 exons. Gene Ontology annotation, molecular function: mRNA binding; protein binding.